Molecule: messenger RNA, 1047 nt
Organism: Saccharomycopsis crataegensis
Lineage: Eukaryota; Fungi; Ascomycota; Saccharomycetes; Ascoideales; Saccharomycopsidaceae
Product: FAD synthase
Exons: 1
Coding region: 1-1047 (348 amino acids)
Biological process (GO): FAD biosynthetic process
Molecular function (GO): FMN adenylyltransferase activity
Source: RefSeq, a predicted model, not a curated record
AUGCUGACUAUCAGGUUUUCAUUAGUCAUCCCAUUAAUAAUCUUGAUCAUUGGAAUUCAAUAUUCCAUCAAUCAACAAUCGAAAUCGACCCUUUUUGACAAUAUUAUUAUCAAAAGUUAUAGUUUUGAAAAUACCGAGGAGGACAACAUGGUAAUAGCCCGUUCGUUUAAAGAGACGUCCGACCGGAUCCACCAGUUUGUAAAUGAUGAAGAUUUACAAGGGACUGAGCCGGAAUCGAUAUUGAAAUUACGACAAUCCACAAAGGAGAAAAUCCAUAGAUCGAUGGAGAUAAUAUCCCAAGCCCUCGAUGAGUUUGAGUACUCCAACAUUUCCAUUUCUUUCAAUGGCGGGAAAGAUUGUCUUGUGAUGUUGCAUCUUUAUAUGGCGGUGUUAAAUGAUCGGAAAUUGGUACUGGAAACACACGACGAUGGAUCAUUGAAGAAAAUGAGUUCCGUAUACAUUUAUUACGAGGAUACGUUUGAAGAGAUCGAGGAGUUCAAUAAAGAAACCAGCAAGACUUACAAUUUGGAUCUCCAGGUGUAUUCUUAUUGCAAAUUGAAAGUGGGGUUUGAAAAAUACUUGGACGACCACCGAAAUAUCCAGGCGAUCAUCGUGGGCAACCGGAAAACCGACCCGUAUUCGGAGAAUUUACAGGCUUUCCAACCAACAGAUAACGAUUGGCCGUCGUUUGUACGAGUCCACCCGAUUUUGGACUGGACGUACCAAGAAAUAUGGUUCUUCUUGAUCAAUUUGAAUGUCCAUUAUUGCAAGCUUUAUGAUUACGGGUACACGUCAAUCGGAGGGAUCUCCUCAACAAUACCAAACCAAUAUUUGAAGAAAACAGACUUUGAAUUGAAAAAUAAGGAUAUCAACAGAGAGAAUUUAAAUUGGAUGAUACAAUUAUAUCAAAAAAAUAGCCAGAUUUCCCCAGAAUACCGUUUUUACACCGAUGAAGAACUAGAGGCUCAUGAACAUUACCCAGCGUUUUAUUUACAAAAUGACGAUUAUGAAAGAUUUAGCAGACAAACAAAACAAAAAGCACAGUGA